UCUGUCAGAGCCAGUUCCUCCAUUUAAGAUGCUGACUUGUUUAUGUUGAAGGGACAAGUGAAUGACUUUUGUUAGCUCCUGUGCUUUACUUUGAAGCUUGUUUGAGGCUUUUUCCUCUUAACAUGUCUGCUUUGUUGCAGUUGGAGGGAGCGUGAAGUCUGUUUUGUUGUUGAUUUGUGGCUGAUAGAUAUCUUCAGAUAGAAGAGAGAGGGAGGCUGACUGACACGCUGAGUGGUUUGAUAAGCAGGGUUUAGGCGUGGAGUUCAGUCUAGUCGAUGACCAGCAGCUCUCCGUCCUGUGCCCGCUCUUGUUGUCCUGGGCACGUAAACACAUAGAGGACACAGAGGAGGAGGAGGAGAAGGAGGAGGAGGAGCAGGGUCAACCAUGGAGCUGUAGGGACACGUUCAGAUGCCCGUGCGGAUCACCAGUGGAGGAGGAGUGCCGCAGAGGAGAAGAGCCCUGCAAUGAACAAGACCAAGAGGAAACCCAGUGAGAGCCCUGGUGUGCUGAAGAGCAGGAAGUUGGUCCAAAGGAGGAGGAACACAUGUCCCAGUCCUCAGGACAUCAGCCGGGCCCUGCAGAGCCCCAGCUCUGCUCCCAGCGCCAGUGCUGCCAGCCUGGAUGAGCUCAUACAGCGCUGCCUGAACUGCUUUGAUUCAGAGGGGAAGCUCUCCAGUCCAAGAGGGUCCCAGCUCGUCCACAUGACGCUGAUGAUGCACAGUUGGGUCGUGCCGUCUCAGACAUUCACCCAGAAACUUCUCACCCUUUAUAAGGAUUGUCCUGUGGACAAGAGAGGGCUGAGGCGGACACAGAUCUGCCACCUUGUCAGGCAGUGGAUCAGCCAGUUCCCAGCAGUAUUCGAGGCAGACCCCCUCCUUGAGCAGACUAUGGGGGACCUGUGGGCGCUGGUUCGGUCAGAUGGAGAGAAGACUCACUCGCAGCUCAUCGACACCUCCUGCUUAAGCCCUCAUGUGAACAUAUCCCAGGCGCCCUCACCCUCUGUCAAGAAAAGGAAGGUUUCUUUGAUCUUCGACCACAUGGAACCAGAUGAAAUGGCGGAGCAUCUCAGCUACCUGGAAUUCAAGAACUUCUGUAACGUUUCAUUCCUGGACUACCGCAGCUACGUGGUGCGAAGCUCGGUGAGGGACAACCCUGCACUGGAGCGGUCAGUCAUGAUGUGUAACGGAGUCUCCCAGUGGGUCCAGCUGAUGAUCCUCAGCAGACACACAGCCCAGCAGAGAGCUCAGGUCUUCACCAAGUUCAUCUAUGUGGCUCAGAAACUUCGGGCUCUGCAAAACUUUAACACUCUAAUGGCAGUAACUGGAGGCCUCUGUCACAGCUCAAUCUCCCGCCUCAAAGACACCUCUAACCUGCUGCCUCCUGACGUCACUAAGGCCCUGAGUGAGAUGACAGAGCUGCUCUCCUCGCGCAGCAACUACAGCAACUACCGGCGGGUUUACAAUGAGUGCACUGGCUUCAAGGUGCCCAUCCUGGGUGUCCACCUGAAGGAUCUGAUCUCGCUGAACGAGGCCCUGCCAGACUACAUCGACGAGGACAAGAUCAAUCUGAGCAAGCUGCAGCAUCUGUACAGCAACAUAAAUGACCUGCUGGCCAUUCACAGCUGCACGCCACCCUUUGAGGCCAACAAAGACCUUCUUCACCUGCUCACGCUCUCUCUAGAUUUAUACUACACUGAGGAUGAGAUAUAUGAACUUUCAUACACCAAGGAACCCAAGAACCCGAAGAUCCAGCCUGUAGCUCCAGUUAAACCACCAGUAGUGGCAGAGUGGGGUUCAGGAGUCACCCCCAGGCUCGACCCUGACACCAUAUCCAAACACGUCAAACAGAUGGUGGAUUCCAUCAUGAAAAACUACGACCAGAACCAAGAUGGCUACAUUUCACUGGAGGACUUUGAGAAAAUAGCAGCCAACUUCCCCUUCUCCUUCUGCACUCACGAAACUGACAGGGAGGGACAAAUCAGCCGUGAAGAAAUCACCUCUUACUUCAUGAGGGGAAUGUCUAUAUGUGCCAAGCUGGGCUACAACUUCAAAGACGCGCAUAACUUCCACGAAACCACAUACAAACGGCCAACGUUCUGUGACACAUGUGGAGGCUUUCUGUGGGGAGUCAUCAAACAGGGUUACCACUGUAAAGACUGUGGGAUAAACUGUCACAGACACUGUAGAGAUCUGGUGGGAAUGGAGUGUUUGAAGAAACACAAAAACACAACUGGGUCCUGCCCGUGCACCCCCGCACCCGACCUAAGAACCAAGGGCAACAGCUGGAGUUCAGAGGAGGAGACCUUUGUUUUUCCCCAAAGUAACGAGACAGAACACAACAAGGGCACUUUGGUUUGGAAAAAUAACACCAGUGAUUCAACGCUGUCAGACCGGUCCACUCAGACAGAUCCUGGAGUGUGGACACCUGAGAAAAAAGACAAGAGGGGAAACAACCACAACUCUCUUGUAUAUGCGUCUCGAGAUAGAAAGAGAACUGAGAAAAGUAACCUCAGCCACCUCACCCUCACCACCAACGGUCAACACACUGCCUUCGAGAACCAGAGGCUGCUCCAUGCCUGUUUCCUUCUUACAGGAGAAGAUGGAGGAGCUGCACCUCUACAAAGACAAGAGCAGAGAGCCAGACUGACCGCUCUUAUCUUCAAACAUUUCCCCACAUGGACAAAACAUCCAGAUGCCACCACGUCUCUUGACACAUCUGUGUCUGACCGGUGUUGAACUGAUGAGAUUUGACUGGCCAUUCACUUGAGAAUGCCAGCAAUCAUAAAUGGACUCCUUCAAGUAUGCUUGUGACAUGUUUUUAUUUUUGUCGUUUGUAUUAGUUUGGCUUAUUGUUUAGGCUUCAAACAUUGAUUCUACUGUAAUUUAUGAACACCUCAUUUUGUUUUUAGAACAUGUGCCUUGGUUCUCUGGUGCUAAGAUUCCAUACAACCUCAAUCCAUGACGGUAACUUAUGACAGCCUGCAGACAGACAUACCAGUUUCCUGAUCAAAUAUACUCAUCAUAAAUGCAGGGUAGGAAAUUAACACUAACCUCAACAAAAUUCUGGUUAAUUUUAAGUUUGGCAGCUACUGUCUUUGAAAACUUUGCUCAUGAAUUUGGAAAGUAAGCUGGUAAAAACUUCAAGAAUUUCUGUUUCUCUGGCUUUGCAUUGGGUGAUAUGAUGGUUGUCUAUUCCCGUAUCAUCUCUGGUCGUAUAAAGCCCACUUUCUCCUUUUUUUUUUAGGGGGUGGUGGGGGUAUUGGCUUUGUUGGAUUUUUGCAUGUGAUUAACUACUUUAACAUCUUCACCUGGUUCCCAAGAAAUGUUCAUCAAAAUCUCUAUAGCUAUCACAAAUACAUUUUUUGAA
Messenger RNA from Toxotes jaculatrix (banded archerfish), 3366 nucleotides. RefSeq names its product RAS guanyl releasing protein 4 (gene rasgrp4). Gene Ontology annotation, molecular function: calcium ion binding; guanyl-nucleotide exchange factor activity. The record is from RefSeq and is a predicted model, not a curated record. The coding region runs from base 465 to 2735 and encodes 756 amino acids. Gene Ontology annotation, cellular component: plasma membrane. Gene Ontology annotation, biological process: Ras protein signal transduction; positive regulation of GTPase activity. Lineage: Eukaryota; Metazoa; Chordata; Actinopteri; Toxotidae. The transcript is spliced from 18 exons.